Messenger RNA from Balaenoptera ricei (Rice's whale), 4108 nucleotides. RefSeq names its product sideroflexin 5 (gene SFXN5). The record is from RefSeq and is a predicted model, not a curated record. Gene Ontology annotation, biological process: monoatomic ion transport; citrate transport; mitochondrial transmembrane transport. Bases 50 to 1081 code for a protein of 343 amino acids. Gene Ontology annotation, cellular component: mitochondrial inner membrane. The transcript has 14 exons. Lineage: Eukaryota; Metazoa; Chordata; Mammalia; Artiodactyla; Balaenopteridae. Gene Ontology annotation, molecular function: citrate transmembrane transporter activity; monoatomic ion transmembrane transporter activity.
CCGAGGAGGGACAUUUUAAAAGGGCUGGAGAUUGCGGGCGUCAGUGGCCAUGGCGGAUACAGCGACUACAGCAUCGGCGGCGGCGGCGGCGGCGGCUAGUGCCGCUAACGCCUCGACCGAUGCACCGCCUUUCCAACUGGGCAAACCCCGCUUCCAGCAGACAUCCUUCUACGGUCGCUUCAGGCACUUCUUGGACAUCAUUGACCCUCGCACACUCUUUGUCACUGAGAGACGUCUCAGAGAGGCUGUGCAGCUGCUGGAAGACUACAAGCAUGGGACCCUGCGUCCGGGGAUUACUAACGAGCAGCUCUGGAGUGCACAGAAAAUCAAGCAGGCUAUUCUACACCCGGACACCAAUGAGAAGAUCUUCAUGCCCUUUAGAAUGUCAGGUUACAUUCCUUUUGGGACGCCAAUUGUGGUUGGUCUUCUCUUGCCCAAUCAGACAUUGGCGUCCACUGUCUUCUGGCAGUGGCUGAACCAGAGCCACAACGCUUGUGUCAACUAUGCAAACCGGAACGCUACGAAGCCUUCACCUGCAUCCAAGUUCAUCCAGGGCUACCUGGGAGCUGUCAUCAGUGCCGUCUCCAUCGCUGUGGGCCUUAAUGUCCUGGUUCAGAAAGCCAACAAGUUCACCCCGGCCACCCGCCUUCUCGUCCAGAGAUUUGUGCCGUUCCCCGCCGUAGCCAGCGCCAAUAUCUGCAACGUGGUCCUGAUGCGGUACGGGGAGCUGGAGGAGGGGAUUGACGUCCUGGACAGCGAUGGCAACCUCGUGGGUUCCUCCAAGAUCGCAGCCAGACAUGCCCUGCUGGAGACGGCGCUGACGCGAGUGGUCCUCCCCAUGCCCAUCCUGGUGCUACCCCCGAUCGUCAUGUCCAUGCUGGAGAAGACAGCUCUCCUGCAGGCGCGCCCCCGGCUGCUCCUCCCCGUGCAAAGCCUCGUGUGCCUGGCAGCCUUUGGCCUGGCCCUGCCGCUGGCCAUCAGCCUCUUCCCCCAGAUGUCAGAGAUCGAAACGACCCAGUUAGAGCCUGAGAUUGCCCGGGCCACGAGCAGCCGGACAGUGGUGUACAACAAGGGGCUGUGAGCGGUGGCCGGCCGGCCUGGGGAACGGAGCGUUGUCCAGGCCGGGAGUUGGGGGCAGGGAAGGAGUCCCAUGGGCUGCACCUGCAGGGAGAGGCCAGCUGACCCCCCAGUCCUGGGCUACCUGCGGGAGCCCUCCCCCCACAGUGGUAGGGAGACUAAUCUAUUCACACUUUAACAUAAGGGAGAGGAAUUCUGACACAUUUACUAUGAAAAAUAAUCAAGUGCAUUUCUGGGCCUUACGUGGGGUUGUCAAAACUCUACUUAGCACAAUUAUGUGUGAAGCUGAAAAAUUGUAGAGUGCCCACGGGGUAGGAUUAGGAUCCUUUUAUACUUUGGUUUCUUUUUUCUUUUUCUUUUUUAUCAGAAUGAAGCCUUGGUUGCAGCUGCCCGGAUGCAACAGGUGGUGGGAGGAAUGGGCCUGGUGGCCUUGGUGGCCUGGCUGGUAGAUUUAAGAUACUACUGUGGCCAGGCCCGAUAGCUCCCUGGGCUGGGCUGGGCUGCGCUGGGCUGGACUAGGGAGGGGAGGGGAGGAAGUCUACACUUCACAGGAUGAACCAGCUGUGACUGAGUUCCUCAGGAGGUGGCCCAGGAAGUCAAGGGGCACUGGAGGCCUCUAGAAGAUUCCUUGGCCAGCUGGCUCUGAGUGUGGCCAGCCUUCAUGCCACACCUGCAGAACCAGUUCCUCUGCAUGAAACCCAGUGACACACUGAGGCUGGUGUCACCCUCCACGGAGCCCUGAUCCAUGUGAGACCCCGAGAUGACCCCAGCUCCAGGCAGGAAGUCCUGAGAAAGAACGAAGCUUGGCGGGAACCGUGGCCUGCACUCUGCCCUCUGCGGGAAGAGCUUCCUUCCAGGCACAGGCUGGAAGCUGGGCGUUGGGACUGAGGGUAGGGCUGGAGGCAGGCUGACUGCUGUCCUUUCCAGCCACUGGGCCACCUGCCCCAGCCCACCAUUUCCUGAGCAGGAGGGUCUCGUGCCUGAGAGUGCAAAGCCCAGAUCUCUAGGCAUCUACCUGAGAGCAUCAACCCAGGAACAGCAGGCCCCAGCUCUGGCACUAAUGGGCUGUGUGACCUUGGACGUGUCCACUACCUUCGCUGGGUUUCCACUCCCUGUCUGAAACCAGAGGACUGGAUUGAGGGGUUCCCACCUGCUCUUCCAACUAGACUUUGUCUUUGCCUGUCCUGCUCAGGUGCUGGGUAUCCCAGGCCUAUCCCCAGCGUGGACACUGGACUGGGAAUGGGGCAGGCUCCCUUGGAAAUGGCCAGCUGUUGGCCUCAGAACCUGCACCUUGCCCUUCUGUAUGUGAACACACAUUCCUGGAGCACUUGACCUUUGCCAAACACUUUACAGGUCUGAGGGAAGAGGCAGCGUGCAUGCCUGGGCCUGAGUGCGGGCCCACAUGCUCAUGCCGCUGCCUCUCACCCUGCAUGGGCCUCCGAGGCCCCUUGCUGCUGACUCUCAUUUGCAGGCGAGGAAAGGGGAGAGUGCUACAGGAGCUUUGCAGAGGAAGCAGGGCCUGAGGUGGGGGUGAACAAGAUAAGCCCCCUGACCCCCAUCUGAAAGGCCCAAACAAAGAGGAAGCCUGGGCCUCCAUGCAUCCCUCAGCUGACCCCGACUUGAAUGGAGCCCUUGAUAUGCAGCCAAAGGGCCUCUGCUUCCCUGGCGACUUCAUCUGGGGAGAGACCUGGCCGGAGAUGAACACAUGCACUUGCAGGAAAAGGCUAUUGCAGGACGGCAAGGGCGUGGCCAUGGGUGGCUCUUGCCAUCUUUAGGGCAGGGUAGUUGUGAGGUGCAUUGAUACCACGCACUCCUCAGAAGCCCCUGCUGCCCUCACCGCCCAGGCAGGCCCUGGUGCCCCCCCCGCUAGCUCUGCAGGAUGCUGCCCUGAGGGCUCCCCACUCUCCUGAGGAGCAGCCCACCCACUGCCCAUGAGGAGCAGAGGGGGUACCACAGUGUUGGAGGGGCAGGUCGUUUUUAGCUAAUCCUGGCAUAAUGUGAAUGAGCCAAUGACUGGGGGCUGGGCAUGUCUGGGUCCUCUUUGGAAAAGCUCACUUCAAGCUCACCUUGCCCCACCUCUCAUAGGGUCUUGUUCUUUUGCACUUCACCUUGGGACCAAAACUGACCACCCCAGCUCUACUCCCACCCCGUCCGGGGUCCUGGCAGAGAUGGGGUCUUUCCAACUCUGCCUCUGUGCUGGUUGCCCCUGCCCAGCCCCACCCCUGCCCGAGUCUUGGGAGCCCUGUGGCCUCGGCAUCUCAUAACCUACUUACUUUGUCUCCUGGAUGCUUUCGGUCAUGCUCUGAAUGCAAUUUCACGUGAGCUAAGGGGGUUUCUCCUGGGAGUGGGAGGGGUGGGUGGCAAAGGAUCCUUGUAGCUCAGGGUAAUUGUGACGGAGGUUCAGGCGACCAUGCUGUUAAGUCCUGGUCUGGCUGCAAAAAAUACCGUGAGGGGAAACUUUUGGCCAACAUCCGUCCUCUACUCUGCUGAGGACAGAGGAAGGGAGGCCUCGUGGGCAGAUUGGUUCAUAACUAGGGGUGGUGGGAAGGCUGAGCCGGGAUCCACUGAGGGCUGGGCCUGGCCCAGCUGUGCCAGAAGAAAGGGCACACCUGCAACUGGCUCUCUCUCUAGCCCUGGUGUACCCUCCUCUGGUCACUUCAAACGUUCCCUCAGGCUUGGGGAUGCCCUUCUCCUAUUCCAGAGAGCAAUCUGAGAGCACAGGAACUAAAAGCCCAAGAUGUCAAGAUAACCAACAGACCCCUUUUCCAAUUCCUGACUGUGAGCCAGCUGGUCUCCUGUCCUGGGCCUCUAGCCUGGGAGCAGGGUGACGUCCUGAGAGGACAAGGGCAGUGGACGGAAGCAAGGUGGUUUUCUAGCCCUGGGCCAGUGUGAGUGAGUCACCAGCACACAUGCCUUGGCCACUCCCAGGGGACUUCGCAGUGUCUUUUUAACUUUCUCAGAAAAUUUCUCAAUCUCUUGUGAUUUAUGUAAUACUAAUGAGCUGUGGGCAAUAAAUGAUGGAUUUAAAGCA